GUUAAAGACAAGGGGGUUCGGUCGAGGUGAAGACCCCUUUAGAGGUGUUUAAGAGACUUCCUUUGAUGUGUUCCCCACCUAACAGCAGGCAUUAGAGUGAUGGAAAUUUGAUUAGUUCUCUCACAUUCGCUUAACACCGACCGCCAGCUUUCAGCCAGGCAGUGACAUUUGUGGUUGCAAAGGAAGUUGGUAUAAAUAUCUCAGAGAUAGGAGAGAAGAGAGAGAGAGAGUCCUCUGAGUAGAAGGUGGAGUGUGUUUGUAGGAUUGCAGAAUAUUACUAUGGAUUUACUGCCACUGUUUGUGCUUCUCCUGCUCUGUGUUGUCCAUCAAACCUUUGCAGUUGUUCUAGUUAAAAACACAGAAUCCAGAAACCUGUUUACAGAGCGCGCAUGCUGCAGACGCCAGAGUCACGUCAUUUACAUCGGCAAAGAUAUUUCUGGCAGUCCUGUUAAUGUCGAUGUUGGCGCGUGUAAAACGCAUUGUGGCCAAUCAGCGCGCUCUACGUCAUUUGAGGCGGGUCUUUGGGCCUCCAAAUAUUCAUCAAUGCUCGAUUUCCUGCGGAGCAAAAAGAUGAGACGGCUGGCUCCUUCAUCUUCAGACCCCUUCAGCGCCCCCCCAUCCUGCAGUCUGAGUGCCACAUGUGAGCCUGCUGGGGUUCGAGUGGACAGAGUGAUGCUUUAUGAAGGCCUCCGAGAGGUUGAAAUCAUUGAAGAAUGCCACUGUGAGGCCAAAAUGAGCCAGUGUGUGCGAGCACCAGCUCUAAAGACAUACUACUCUCAAACCCCAUAUGAGACUGUUAUAGAUGUGGGCAAAUGUGUGGGGUUAAAAGGUGCACCGGAGGGAUUUUCCUGCGUACCCACUACGUUUGAUUCUGCCCUCAUUGAAACUCCAAACAAAGUGGAGUUGAUCCAGAAAGUAGCUCGAUGUGAAUUAAUAGAGGGGUGUUACCGUAUUCCAUAUGUGGAGUUUCAUUACGAGACGACAUACAACAAUGACAAAGUCAAAGUAGAAAACCUUAGGGAAAUAGAUGUGGGCAGAUGUUUGGGGAGCUGCACCUCAGGGAGCCGCUGUCUUCUCAGGAGUGCGUCGAAUCUAGGUGAAUGCUUGUUGUGGGCUGAAGGACAGGGCAACGCUUGUGUUCCACAUGACUAUGAGAGCCACACUUUCCUGAGUCAACACGGCCAAAUCCGCACCAUUCUGGCCAUCACUUCCUGUCUAUGCCAGUCUUGAACACAGCGCCCGCUACUGGAACACUCCACCAACUGCUGUGAAUGCAGACGGAAUUUGAUUGUUUCCCUCCCAAAUUUUGCAUGACCCCAAAUGUCUGGUUUGGAGCAGUUUGAUAUGGCACGCUGCAAUUAUGCUGUUUAAUCAUGGCAAACAUUUCUGUAAUAUAUGUAAAUUAUGUAAACUGUAAUUUGUAAAUAAAAUCUA
Molecule: messenger RNA, 1434 nt
Organism: Myxocyprinus asiaticus (Chinese sucker)
Lineage: Eukaryota; Metazoa; Chordata; Actinopteri; Cypriniformes; Catostomidae
Gene: pnhd
Product: pinhead
Exons: 7
Coding region: 280-1230 (316 amino acids)
Source: RefSeq, a predicted model, not a curated record